Molecule: messenger RNA, 2707 nt
Organism: Phacochoerus africanus (Common warthog)
Lineage: Eukaryota; Metazoa; Chordata; Mammalia; Artiodactyla; Suidae
Gene: CTNNA2
Product: catenin alpha 2
Exons: 12
Coding region: 43-1800 (585 amino acids)
Biological process (GO): cell-cell adhesion; cell migration
Cellular component (GO): catenin complex; adherens junction
Molecular function (GO): beta-catenin binding; actin filament binding; cadherin binding
Source: RefSeq, a predicted model, not a curated record
AGGAAAGAAAAAGGAGAUCCUCUAAACAUCGCCAUUGAUAAGAUGACCAAGAAAACAAGAGAUCUAAGGAGACAGCUUCGGAAAGCAGUAAUGGAUCACAUAUCUGAUUCUUUCUUGGAAACCAACGUCCCUUUGCUGGUUCUCAUUGAGGCUGCAAAAAGUGGGAAUGAGAAGGAAGUGAAGGAAUAUGCCCAGGUUUUCCGCGAGCAUGCCAACAAGCUGGUGGAGGUUGCCAAUUUGGCCUGUUCCAUCUCCAACAAUGAGGAAGGGGUGAAAUUAGUCCGGAUGGCAGCCACCCAGAUUGACAGCCUGUGUCCCCAGGUCAUCAAUGCCGCUCUUACCCUGGCUGCCCGGCCACAAAGCAAAGUUGCUCAGGACAAUAUGGAUGUCUUCAAAGACCAGUGGGAAAAGCAGGUGCGGGUGCUGACAGAGGCUGUGGAUGACAUCACCUCCGUGGAUGACUUCCUUUCUGUCUCAGAGAAUCAUAUCUUGGAGGAUGUGAACAAGUGUGUGAUAGCCCUUCAAGAGGGGGAUGUGGACACUCUGGACCGGACAGCAGGGGCCAUCAGGGGCCGGGCAGCUCGAGUCAUACACAUCAUCAAUGCUGAGAUGGAGAACUAUGAAGCUGGUGUUUAUACCGAGAAGGUGCUGGAAGCUACAAAAUUACUCUCUGAGACAGUGAUGCCACGCUUUGCUGAACAAGUGGAGGUUGCCAUUGAAGCCUUGAGCGCCAACGUCCCUCAACCAUUUGAGGAGAAUGAGUUCAUCGAUGCCUCUCGCCUGGUGUAUGACGGCGUUCGGGACAUCAGAAAGGCUGUGCUGAUGAUCAGGACCCCAGAAGAACUAGAAGAUGAUUCAGACUUUGAGCAGGAAGAUUACGAUGUACGUAGCCGGACAAGUGUUCAGACAGAGGAUGACCAGCUCAUUGCAGGGCAGAGUGCUCGGGCCAUCAUGGCACAACUACCACAGGAGGAGAAGGCAAAAAUAGCUGAGCAGGUGGAGAUAUUCCACCAAGAGAAAAGCAAGCUGGAUGCUGAAGUGGCCAAAUGGGAUGACAGCGGCAAUGACAUCAUUGUGCUGGCCAAGCAGAUGUGUAUGAUCAUGAUGGAAAUGACGGACUUCACAAGAGGCAAAGGACCGUUGAAAAAUACAUCUGAUGUCAUUAAUGCUGCCAAGAAAAUUGCUGAAGCAGGUUCUCGAAUGGACAAAUUAGCCCGUGCCGUGGCUGAUCAGUGUCCUGAUUCAGCAUGUAAGCAGGAUUUAUUAGCCUACCUUCAACGGAUUGCCUUGUAUUGCCAUCAGCUUAAUAUCUGCAGCAAGGUGAAGGCAGAAGUUCAGAAUCUGGGAGGAGAGCUCAUUGUGUCAGGGACAGGAGUUCAGAGCACUUUCACUACCUUUUAUGAGGUAGAUUGUGAUGUCAUAGAUGGGGGCAGGGCUAGUCAACUUUCUACCCACCUCCCAACCUGUGCUGAGGGAGCUCCGAUCGGGAGUGGAAGCAGUGAUUCCUCUAUGCUGGACAGUGCCACAUCACUCAUCCAGGCAGCUAAAAACCUGAUGAAUGCUGUUGUCCUCACAGUGAAAGCAUCCUAUGUGGCCUCAACAAAGUAUCAGAAGGUCUAUGGGACAGCAGCUGUCAACUCACCUGUUGUGUCUUGGAAGAUGAAGGCUCCAGAAAAGAAGCCCCUUGUGAAGAGAGAAAAGCCUGAAGAAUUCCAGACACGAGUUAGACGAGGUUCUCAGAAGAAACACAUUUCGCCUGUACAGGCUUUAAGUGAAUUCAAAGCAAUGGAUUCCUUCUAGGACGAUAGGCUUUAACACAAGAGCUUUUUCUUUCCUUUCUUUUUUCUUUUCUUUUCUUUUUAAUUCCAUUUUUGUAUGCAUACCUGCUGACUCAUAUGCCUCUGGCAUGGGGAAAUUAAGGGAGCAGUGUCUGUUUGCAUGUAAGAUGAGAUGUGAUCUAUAAGACUGAUCCAUCUGUAGCCUGGGGUGGGGACAGGGAAUUCCUGUCCCAAGGUGGUACAGAGCUGUCCUUUGCAACAUUCUCAUAAAAUUGGGCAAAGAGUUCGCAUUGCAAUGUUCACGGGAGCGGGAGGGAUGGGGAAAAUAAACUUAACUCUACAAAAGCAAACUCUAAUGCAUGCAAGAAUCAUUAGGUUGGCAGGUAUAUUAAUAAGUGAAAAAUCUGGAAGUGUAAUGGUAGAACAUAAAGCUUGUAUUGCUACUGUUUCAGUGCAAAAAUGUACUAGCCAAUACGCUUAAGUGUGUGGCCCACAAAUUGAACAGUUUAACUUUGAUAUCGUAUCCAUGAUAUUAUGUGGAUUUUUUACUAAGGGAAAACUAAUUCAUCCAGCCUAAAAUGCUUCUUUUCAUCUGUGUUCUGUUCUUUCUCUUCUAGUCGUGCCAUUACUAGUGCUCAUGUUAUCAAUUUCCCCCCUUUACUGAAAACGAUAAACAUUUAUUUAAAACAAUUAUAAUCCUUCUGGGGGCACUGGAAGCACAAUGUGGUGAUCAUCUUGCUUUUACAUUUUUUUUAAAAAAAUUGAACUAUGAUUUUUCUAGAAAUAGAAGGCCCAGUGAUGGAAUGUUAGAGGAAUGGAAACUGACAAUGUGUGAAGGUUUAGAGGCAAAUACAUAGGUGUAGCUUGGAGUUCUGGUAUCUAAUGUACCAUUGUAUCCACUAACUCAAAAUAAACACAUUUAAUCUUGA